AUUAAUCUUUUAAUUAGAAUGAGCCAUGUGCAUGACACCACCAUAUCCCUAAAGCUGUACUACAAUCAUGGCAGCAACAGAUUUCCUGUCAAGAAGAAGAUGGUUGUUGUUUCUUGUUUAAGCCCGAAUCCCGAAAACCGGGCCCUUUCUUUUCUGCCGAUUUCAGCAUCAGCUGUUGGCUCCAAUGAGCUGAGGCCCGGAGAAGACGGAAAGAGCAGCGGCGACACCAUCGUCAGAACAUUCGAUUUCAAGGCUUAUAUGAUUAGGAAGGUGGCGAGUGUCAACAAAGCACUGAAAGCCGCGGUGGAAGUGCUGGAACCCAUAAAGAUUCACGAGUCGAUGAGGUAUUCCCUGUUUGCUGGUGGGAAGCGAGUCGCGCCGAUUCUGUGCAUCGCUUCGUGCGAGCUCUUUGGCGGACAAGAAUCCGCAGCCAUGCCGGCAGCAUGUGCUUUGGAGAUGAUACACACCAUGUCCCUUAUGCACGAUGACUUGCCGUCCAUUGACAACGAUCCGUUGAGGCGAGGAAAGGCAGCGAACCACAUUGUAUUCGGCGAGCAUGUGACAGUUUUGGCCGGCUAUGCGCUUCUGGCCUUGGCCUUCGAGCACAUAGCCACUGCCACACAAGGUGUGGCGCUGGACUGCAUUUUGUGUGCUGUCGGCGAGCUAGCCAAGUCCGCCGGGGUAGAGGGGGUAGUGGCCGGACAAGCGGCGGACAUAUGCUCGGAGGGGCUACCGGAAGUCGGGAUGGAACAUUUGGAGUUCAUUCACGUCCACAAGAGGGCGGCUCUGCUGGAGGCCUCGGCGGUGGUGGGAGCUGUUUUCGGCGGCGGGGACGAGGGAGAAAUCGAGCAGCUGAGAAAGUUCGCAAGGGGCAUCGGGCUUCUGUACCAAGUGGUGGACGACAUUCUUGACGUGACCAAGUCUUCGGAGCAGCUGGGGAAGACUGCCGGAAAGGACUUGACGGCCGAUAAAACCACUUACCCGAAGCUUAUGGGGAUCGAGAAAUCGCGGGAGUUCGCAGAGGAGCUGCGGCGGGGAGCUCUCGAGCAGUUGGAGCGGUUCGACACUGUCAAGAAAGCUCCGUUGGUUGCUCUCGUAAACUACAUUGCUUACAGAGAAAAUUGAUUUUCUCUUUUUCUAUGUAUUUAGCGUUCAGACAGGAUCUCCCAAAGCAUAGUUAACUCAAAGUAAUUACAAUUCUCUGUUAACGAAAUAACGAAAAAAACCAAAACAAUAAAUAAGACAGGUAUUGUUAAUCCAAUUCGGUCAUAAAUC
This is a messenger RNA of Andrographis paniculata, 1275 nucleotides long. RefSeq names its product geranylgeranyl pyrophosphate synthase, chloroplastic-like. Gene Ontology annotation, biological process: isoprenoid biosynthetic process. Gene Ontology annotation, molecular function: geranylgeranyl diphosphate synthase activity. The transcript is spliced from 2 exons. The record is from RefSeq and is a predicted model, not a curated record. The coding region runs from base 19 to 1125 and encodes 368 amino acids. NCBI's taxonomy places the organism in Eukaryota, Viridiplantae, Streptophyta, Magnoliopsida, Lamiales, Acanthaceae.